CUCCACCUGUCAAUCACGUGCCCUCGCGUGGCUCGCCGCGCGCAUGCGCGUCCUCUCCGCUUGUUGACCUCGUGGGCGUGGUGUGCCCGGAGCCGCACGGGAGCGCGCACGUGUCUCCGCUCAUGUGUGCGCAUCGUGGCGUGCGCGCUCACGAGCGAAGCGAAUUGCCGUCUGACUGACUUGAUCUUCCUCCUCUUCCUCAUCGUCAGCGUGGAGGCUGCGGCAGUGCGCGGACGUGGCGAACAUGCUGGCGGCCAAAGGAGAAGGAGGGAAAUAAUCUUUUUUUUUUUUUUUUUUUUUUUUUACUUCGGAAUUGAAUUUGAUUUUGCAUGCGGUGACGUGCUUGGCGGAGGCGACAUGUCAAACCCCAACAAGAGCAAAAAGGACAAAGAGAUCCUUGCGGACUACGAGAGUCAAGUGAAAGAUGUGCGAGCCCAGCUGGUGGAGCAGCAGCGCUGUCUGGAGCAGCAGACGGAGAUGCGCGUGCAGCUCCUCCAGGACCUGCAGGACUUCUUCCGCAAGAAGGCCGAGAUCGAGACCGAGUACUCGCGCAACCUGGAGAAGCUGGCCGAGAGGUUCAUGGCCAAGACGCGCAGCACCAAAGACCACCAGCAGUACAAAAAGGACCAGAACCUUCUGUCACCGGUCAACUGCUGGUACCUGCUGCUCAAUCAGGUGCGGAGGGAGAGCAAGGACCACGCCACGCUCAGCGACCUCUACUUGAACAACGUCAUCAGCCGCCUCACGCACAUCAGCGAGGACUCGGCCCGCCUCCUCAAGAGGAGCAAGGAGAUCGUUUUCCAGCUACAGGAAGACCUCAUGAAGCUUCUCAACGAGCUCUACACCGUGAUGAAGAGCUACCACAUGUACCACGUGGAGACCAUCAACGCCGAGAGCAAGCUGCGCGAGGCCGAGCGGCAGGAGGGUCGGGCGAAGGGCGCCGCGGGCGCGGCCGAGCCCGUCUUCGGCCUGCGCAUGGAGGAACGCCACCAGAGGCGCAACGCCGCCCGCAAGAUGGAGAAGAUGCGCGAGAAGAGGAAGGCAAAAUAUUCGGAGAACAAAGUCAAGACGCUGAAAGCGCGCAACGAGUACCUGCUGACCCUGGAGGCCACCAACGCCUCCGUCUUCAAGUACUACAUACACGACCUGCCCGACAUCAUUGACUGCUGUGACCUAGGGUACCACUCCAGUCUGAGCCGGGCUCUGAGGACAUACCUGUCGGCCGAACUCGGCCUGGAGGCGUCCAGGCGCGCCGGUCUGGAGGUGCUGGAGGGCGCCGUGGAGGGUCUGGACCCCGCCCGCGACCGCCAGCGCCUGCUGGGCCUCUACCCCACCGCAUUCUGCCCGCCGCCCCGCUUCGGCUUCCAGGCCCACAUGGGCGACACGGUGAGCCAGAUCGCCUCCCAGCCGCAGGUGCAGGCGGAGCUCACCUUGCGCCUCACGCAGCUGCAGACCCGCCUGGCAUCACUGAAACUCGAGAACGAAGAGGUGAAGAAGACGUGGGGGGCCACGCUGAGCACCCUUCAGGACAUGACGGUGCUGGACGACUACGACGUGUCGCAGAGCUUCACCCACAGUCCUUCGUCCGAGUCGGUCAAAUCCAGCGUGUCCGACGGCUACCUGAACAAACCCAGCCUGGCCAAGAGGCGGGCCAACCAGCAGGAGACCGAACUCUUCUACUUCACGGUGAGACCAGCGUUGGGAGACCGUUCGCUGACGACCGGGGCGCAGGCGAAGCGAGACCCAGGCGCUGUCUGUCUUUUGCUCUUCCAGAAAUUCCGAGAGUACCUGGAGGGGAGCAACCUGGUCUCCAAGCUCCAAGCCAAACAUGACGUCCUCAAGAAAGCCAUCGCAGAGGGCUACAAAGCCGAGUUGCUCACCACCAGUCGCGGGCGGAAGAACUCGCACAGCAAGCACCAGGACUCAACCAAAGCCAUCCCUCUGCUGGUGGAGAGCUGCAUCCGCUACAUCAACCUCCACGGUAAGUCGCAAGCCCGAGCAACAUUUUCAAGCAAGUCCCGACCUGGAUCAUCGGGAGAAGAGAAGUGGCAGCAAAAGGGGACAAAAUGGAGAUGUGGAGGGGUGAGGCGGGCCCGGCAAGAGCCUUGUUGUAGACGUAACAAGGGGGGGCUUUAGCCAAAUGUGAGCGCGCCAACAUUUCUUCCGCCGGGCCUGCACCCGCAAUGAUUCGCAAUAGUCUGCGUGCUCAAUGGCCUUCCCCUGCGCCGCAGGUCUCCAACAUCAGGGCAUAUUCCGGGUGUCCGGCUCUCAGGUGGAGGUCAACGACAUCAAGAACUCCUUCGAGAGAGGCGACGACCCGCUGAUUGACG
This is a messenger RNA of Hippocampus comes (tiger tail seahorse), 2330 nucleotides long. RefSeq names its product SLIT-ROBO Rho GTPase-activating protein 1-like. The transcript is spliced from 14 exons. The coding region runs from base 358 to 2136 and encodes 592 amino acids. Lineage: Eukaryota; Metazoa; Chordata; Actinopteri; Syngnathiformes; Syngnathidae. The record is from RefSeq and is a predicted model, not a curated record.